UUGGCCAUCCCAAGUACCAAGGAUCCAAAAGAAUUGCAAUUUUUCUGAGCAUGCCAGAUGAAAUCCAGACAGAGGAAAUCAUUAAGGACAUUUUCAAGCAAGGCAAAGAGUGUUUCAUCCCACGAUAUAAGCCUCACAGCAGUCAAAUGGACAUGCUGAAGUUAUCAUCAGCUGAAGACAUUUCUUCACUUACUUUGACAUCCUGGAAUAUUCUCCAGCCUAGUGAUGAUGAUAGUGCAAGAGAGGAGGCUCUUGCUGGUGGGGGUCUUGACCUUAUCUUCAUGCCAGGCCUCGGGUUUGACAAAAAAGGCAACAGAUUGGGAAGAGGAAAAGGAUAUUAUGAUACCUAUCUUGAAAGAUGUAUGAAGCAUCCCAGUGGAAAGCCUUACACAAUUGCCUUGGCUUUUAGGGAACAGAUUUGUGAAUCAGUGCCUGUGGCAGAAAAUGAUGUCCAAGUAGAUGAAAUUCUUUAUGAAGACUCCUGAAAGUAUCUUGAUGCCAACCUGCCUUCAGAAUGCCCAGCCAAGGAUGUCAGAUCCAUCAAUCAUGACCUUUAAUAGUCAUAAUGACUUUGGGAGCAAUAAAAUACAAUAUUUGUGUUUCAACCAAAAAAAAAAUAAUAAUUGGUGUAAAUGUGGUAAUAGUAGUGAGGAUUACAUUGGCUUCUAAUUAGCAUAUAUC
Messenger RNA from Chaetura pelagica (chimney swift), 681 nucleotides. Its product is annotated as 5-formyltetrahydrofolate cyclo-ligase-like. NCBI's taxonomy places the organism in Eukaryota, Metazoa, Chordata, Aves, Apodiformes, Apodidae. Gene Ontology annotation, molecular function: 5-formyltetrahydrofolate cyclo-ligase activity. Gene Ontology annotation, biological process: folic acid-containing compound biosynthetic process; tetrahydrofolate interconversion. The record is from RefSeq and is a predicted model, not a curated record. Bases 51 to 485 code for a protein of 144 amino acids. Gene Ontology annotation, cellular component: mitochondrion. The transcript has 2 exons.